AUGGAUAAUGAUGAACAAUUAGAAACAGAUUGUGAGAUCAGCGAAGAUAUGCUAGAAAGAGAGACCGGAGACGAUCCCGACAAACUUAGUAGGUAUAACAGCAAUUUAACUCCGUCUGUGAUUUUUAAAAUCUACAUUAACAAGUCAAGUGAAUACCACAUCAGUAACUUAAUAUACCUAUUAAAAUUAUUUUUGUCAAGGAAUCAUCAGACCCACUACGAACAGUUUGGGAUACUACAAGCAUCAGUUAAAAUCGAUAAUAAAAAUUACGAUAUACAACUAGAAACCGUCAGGGAUCACAGUUUUGGUGUGCAUAGGGAAUGGAGACAAUUUAAACGAUACGGACUUCAUUUUUUCUCUACGCAAAAAGGUGAUAGAUUUUCUUUGGGACAAAUUUGUCUGCCCAUAAAUUUCUCCCGUUUGACAGUUGGAUACAUUUAUCUGGCAAAAGAUAAAAAAAUUUAUUCAGUGCAGGACUGUGACUUAGAACUAUAUCAACACGGUCAUUUUGGAACGCCUCCAAGAGAUUAUGCCUUCAGCUUUACUGCAGGAAACAAAAAGUACGUUGUUAAGGUAAACGUGAUAGAUUCGCCUUAUUUCUACAUUAGCAAAGACUGGGAAGCGAAAAUAUUCGAGAGUUUAUGUGAAUUUGAAGUAAACGGUGUUAAAGGCUGGGGUGCUGCAGAGUGGCAAUACAGGAACAUCGAAGGAAAAACUGUUAUGGAUUAUUCUGAAAAUGUUCGAUAAAUUUUACAAUACAUAUAAUCAUCCA
This is a messenger RNA of Anoplophora glabripennis (Asian longhorned beetle), 772 nucleotides long. RefSeq lists its product as uncharacterized. The record is from RefSeq and is a predicted model, not a curated record. Bases 1 to 747 code for a protein of 248 amino acids. The transcript has 4 exons. Lineage: Eukaryota; Metazoa; Arthropoda; Insecta; Coleoptera; Cerambycidae.